Molecule: messenger RNA, 6314 nt
Organism: Myotis myotis
Lineage: Eukaryota; Metazoa; Chordata; Mammalia; Chiroptera; Vespertilionidae
Gene: SLC7A6
Product: solute carrier family 7 member 6
Exons: 10
Coding region: 951-2489 (512 amino acids)
Biological process (GO): amino acid transmembrane transport
Cellular component (GO): membrane
Molecular function (GO): L-amino acid transmembrane transporter activity
Source: RefSeq, a predicted model, not a curated record
UUCAUAGAUUGAUGCUCAAUCACAGAGCCACGCCAGCCAGGCCAGAGGACUUUUUUCCAGCUGGGCUCAGGUCUGUGGUCUGACGGGGGACUGGGAUAGGUGAGGCAGGAGUUAUGGGUGAGGCUGUGGAGAUGGGAGUUUUGCCUGAGAACUGCUCACUCUUGAAGGCCCUGAUUCCCUUGCGCUGAGCUCAGUGAGGCGAGGCUCUGGCACAUCCAUUUCGUCGAGCAGAUGAGAGGCUUCUGGGAAGCGGAUGUGCUGAUUCAUUCAUUCUUUGUUUGAGAUGCCAUUCUUAUCCAUGGAAGUUAUCUCCAUGCCUGUGAAGGACGGAUUCCUGGGUGGGAAUUACAUGGCCUACGGGAUUGGGAUUCCUCUCCCCGGAAGGUGAGUCAGGAAUAGGGAAUCUGAAUUCCUGACUCCGGGGCACAGGCACUGAGGGAGGGAGAAGGCCAUGCAGAGUGGAGGGUCAGGAAGGUGCCGUCUUCCUCGGACAGAUUCUGGGUCCUUCAUAGGUAGGUUGGUGUAGAAUCCAACGUCCUUGAGGUUUCUUGGACUGGCCCAACUCUAACCCAAAGGUGGUAUUGCGUGCACACAAGCGUGUGUGUGUGUGUGUGUGUGUGUGUGUGUGUGUGUGUUCUAUCUCCCUUUAGGCUGUCUUCCAAAACCAGAUCUGUGGAUAAGAGGAUCUUGCCUCACUGAACCUUACAGCUUUGAUUGGGUGUCAAGACUUCUGGAUCCUAUUCUGGGAGAAUCUCUUGGUAGACUCAGAUGGUAGUGAGGGGCAUGCUGAGGAGAAAAGCAAGUAAGCCCAUAGCAGAUGAGCUCCACGUUAGAAUGCCCUCUGAUUACUCUUUCUCCAUCUGGUCUUGAAAAAGAAAGGUGAUGAAUGGGCAUGGAGCCAUGGAGGAAGUAAGGCUGUCGUCCACACUGGUGUGAAGGAGCUACUUGCCAUGGAAGCCCGGGAGAGCACGGCGUCCACCUAUCAGUUCAUGUCCGAGGCCAACCAGCCCAGGGAGGAAGAUGAUAGCAUGGCACCUCAAGGGACCACAGAAACUAUGCAGCUGAAGAAGGAGAUCUCUCUGCUGAAUGGGGUCAGCCUGGUGGUGGGCAACAUGAUCGGCUCAGGAAUUUUUGUCUCACCCAAGGGCGUUCUGGUACACACGGCUUCCUAUGGGUUGUCGCUGGUCAUAUGGGCCAUUGGCGGACUUUUCUCUGUUGUGGGUGCCCUUUGCUAUGCAGAACUGGGCACCACCAUCACCAAAUCUGGGGCCAGCUAUGCUUAUAUUCUAGAGGCCUUUGGGGGCUUCAUUGCCUUCAUCCGCCUGUGGGCCUCCCUGCUAAUCGUUGAGCCCACCAGUCAGGCCAUCAUCGCUAUCACCUUUGCCAAUUACAUCAUCCAACCCUCCUUUCCUACCUGUGAUCCCCCUUACCUGGCCUGCCGUCUCCUCGCUGCUGCUUGCAUAUGUCUGCUGACAUUUGUGAACUGUGCCUAUGUCAAGUGGGGCACACGUGUACAGGAUACUUUCACGUACGCGAAGGUCCUGGCGCUCAUUGCCAUCAUUGUCAUGGGCCUUGUUAAACUGUGCCAGGGACACUCUGAGCACUUUCAGAACGCCUUUGAGGGUUCCUCCUGGGACAUGGGAAACCUCUCUCUCUCCCUCUACUCUGCCCUCUUCUCUUACUCAGGUUGGGACACCCUUAAUUUUGUAACAGAAGAAAUCAAAAACCCAGAAAGGAACCUGCCCCUGGCCAUCGGGAUUUCGAUGCCAAUUGUGACGCUCAUCUACCUCCUGACCAACGUGGCCUAUUACACAGUGCUGGGCAUGUCGGACGUCCUCAACAGUGACGCCGUGGCUGUGACAUUUGCUGACCAGACAUUUGGCAUGUUCAGCUGGACCAUCCCCAUUGCUGUGGCCCUGUCCUGCUUUGGGGGCCUCAAUGCGUCGAUCCUUGCUUCAUCAAGGUUGUUCUUCGUGGGCUCCCGUGAGGGCCACCUCCCAGACCUUCUGUCCAUGAUCCACAUUGGGCGUUUUACACCCAUCCCUGCUUUACUGUUCAACUGCAUAAUGUCACUCAUCUACCUCAUCGUGGAGGAUGUUUUCCUGCUCAUCAACUACUUCAGCUUCAGCUACUGGUUUUUUGUGGGCCUGUCUGUGGCUGGACAGCUCUACCUUCGCUGGAAGGAGCCCGAGCGGCCCCGGCCUCUCAAGCUGAGCCUGUUUUUUCCCAUCGUGUUCUGCAUAUGCUCCUUGUUUCUGGUGAUUGUGCCCCUCUUUGGAGACACCAUCAAUUCCCUCAUUGGCAUUGGGAUCUCCCUCUCCGGAAUCCCCGUCUACUUCCUGGGUGUUUACCUGCCAGAAUCCCGGAGGCCGCUCUUUGUCCGGAAUAUCCUGGCUGCUAUCACCAGAGUCACCCAGAAGAUUUGCUUUUGUGUCCUGACUGAGCUAGAUGUAGCCGAAGAGACAAAGGUUGAGAGGAAAACUGACUAGAGGCCGGAGGUGAAGUCCCCUGAGGCCUGGAAGGUUUUACCUGUGGCCACAGUCACCAAAGGCCAGGUGGCGAGACUGUGUGGCCCCAGCCCUCUGGUCCGAAAGGAGCCUGUGGGCACACAUUAUGUCUGUCAGGGGGUUGAGGGCUGAUGGCUUCCUCAGGUGCGCACUCUCAUUGGUAAGCUAUGGGAGACCGAGUCUGGGGCCAGCAUGAGGUGGGGGCAGGGAGGGCUUGGGGAUGGUGGUUGAGUUUUGUUCCUGCUGGGUGGUAUGUGUAGCCCUUACAGACACUUGGUGAGUUGCGCUAGGGGAAGAGGGAGUGCUAGCUAGGUUAGCUGUGGCUGGUGGUUUCUAAACUUGGUACUCGAGGUUGGAACCAGGAGUCUCUACAAAGGGGCUGCUUUUAUGACAAGUUUUCCUCUGACCAGGUCCAGGCACCUGACUUCAGAGGCUUGAAAUGCUACCAUUUCUUCCUCGGGUUCAAAAUCCUUCCCUGGGGGGAAAUGGUUGUAUCCCAUUAUUUAUUUAUAUUAUUUAAUCCAGAACACCAAUUCUAGGUGAAUCCUGGUAUUCAUUUACAGGAUGCAGUAGGCUGUUUAUAAAUGCAGAGUACCCAAAGAUGAGUCCCUCUGUCCUCAGAGGUGUCUCUACGUGGCGGUGGGUCAGACUCUGACCGCAGAUUUUUUUUUUUUUUUUUUUUUUUGCUUCGUUUUAGCACAAUCUUCUGUUGAGUCUUACCUGCACAGGUGAACUUUAAAGAUUUUUUACUCACGUACCGAUUACACUUUAGUAUACGUUACAAGCACCUGGGGUUGUAGCUGACACAUGAACAAAUUCAUGCGUCAGAAGUCUGGCACUACUGUUGUUUUGAAGGAGAAUCCUUUAUUUCACUGAGAGCUUGUCUGUGUUCUAGAUGCUAAAGUACACCGCUGGGUUUCUGGUACGAACUUUAAGAGGACAGAAACUUCUCGUUCAGGUACAUCACCUGAAUUCUCUCAGCUGUCAAUGUCUCAUGGACUUGAGCCACCAAAUAGCUUGUUCCACUCGCUACGGGUCGGUGUGAGGGGCUGCUGUGCAGACCCACGCAAGCCCUCCUAGGUGCUAGACGUGGUCGUUUUCUUUUUCUGGAAACCUCACACCAGGCCGCAUCCGCCUGUCCCCAACACCAGGCUUUGUUUACACUGAGCCGCCUUGGUGUGGAUCACCGGGACAGUGCACUCCUCUCCCGCCUGCCUCCUGGGGCGGGGUCCGGUGGGGCUUCAGUCUCAGGAAGACCUUGGUACUCCUGGGGACUUCUUUUUUCCCAUGGAGAUCAGUGAAGACUCUGGGAAAAAAGCUGCUUUAACCUCAGUCUGGCUCCUCAGCAGACUGCACGAUGGGACAUAACGAAUUCUGGUGCUCAGGCUGCUCUUUAACACCCAGGUCAGGCUGAGCAGGUUUGGCCUACUGGAUGCUCCUUCAUGGGCAGCUUGGCUGCACUGGAUUGUACAACUCUCCUAGGAUGACCUCAGACCAAAUCACCCUGGGCCCAGAGAACCUGCUGGCUUGGCACACCCGUGGGCUUCUUAUCCUUACAGUUUGGAAUUGACCAAUGGUAAAAACAAGAAGUAUGAGGCAAUCUCCCUUUCUGUUUUUCUCCACCAAACUGGCUCAUCUCAGGCAAGGGCGUAACCUUGGUCAUACCUGCUCGAUACAAACAACUUAAGGGAGCAUGCUCACAAUUGCUUUUGGUUCAGGGCAAGCAUUUGGGAGAACGUAGGGGGCCACUCCUACUAUCAUGGGUUGGGGAUUUGCACUGCAAAUUCCUGUCUACAACAGGGAGCCCAUACAAAGGGUGACUUGCCUAGACUAUGUACACACGACUCUUGUCUGAGCCAAGCUGGCACCUGCUCCAAGGAUCCUUUAGAGCUAAUCCUUGAAGUAGAAUGCGCUUGUUUUGAGGACCCCUGAGGUAGGCUUUGGCUUCCUCCACUCAAGCAAAUGACCAGCUCACCCCAGGAACUUGCUGUUUCCCGUUGGCUCCUGGGAAAACAAGGGCCUCCAUACCCCAGGUGCCCUAACACUGGCUUAGCGAGCCAUGUCAUCCUCCUCCCAUUAGUGGAUGGUGACCGCAUUCUUCCCCUCUGUGCUGCGUACAGACUUCCUAGAAACCCUCCUGUGGGAGGGAAGCCAGACUUCCUCCACUCAAGCUUUGUGGGGGAAUUAAUUUCCAUGAGGGUUUUGUUCCUCAGCCUCAUUUCUUCUCCUGGUAUGCUAAUCCCUUUUGCACUGGGUACAGUUUGUGAAGUUGUUAAGCCCUUUAAUGUUGGCAAACUUUAAUGAGCACAUAAAUAGCAAUGAACACAUCAUAUUGGUACAGAGUGGUUUUUAAUCCUUCUUUUACGCCUAUAGACUAAGAUGACUAGUGUUGACGUACAUUUAAGUUGCUGCCUCUUACUUGUGACACUGAAUUGUACCUUUGUGGAUAGUUAGGGUGGGAAACCAGUAUGUUGGUUUUAGAGCCACAAGAGUAGAGCCUGAGCACACACACACAUACAAUUUAAUCGUUUUGUCAGGUUUAACAACUCUGCGUACAUAGGAACUGAUGUAGAUAAAUGGGUUUAGGCAGGAUGGGAAAGUAGAUGCUUAUGAAGUCUUUAAAAGAUGUGGGAAGACACAUCCCUGUGUAAUUCACCUUCCCCUGUGAUAGUGAGUGUGCGCCAUGGGGCAAGAGGGCAUGUCUUGAAUAGAAGGUUCUGGGUAUUGAUUGCCCUAUACCUGCGCUGUCCAGUACAGUAGCUACUAGCCACAUGUAGCUACUUAAAAUAAAAUAAAGUUGAAAAAUUCCUCACACUAAUCACAUUAAAAGUGCUCAGCCACAUGUGGCUAGUGGCUACCACUGCACAGGGCACGUAUAGGACACAUUCGUCUUUGCAAAAGUUCUACUGACAAUGAAUGCUACAUUAAAGACUAAAUGCCAACUCAGUCUGAGUUAAGGCAUCUGUGCUUUGGAAGGGGUUGGGGCAGAAAUGUAAAUUCUGGGGAAGAAAUUUUGUCCUAUUGGUAGUUUUUGGUGAGUGCUGUAAAUAGUUAAACAUUUCUUAGUGGAAAGCUAAGUUCAGGAUGUGUUUUCCUUUUCCUAAUUUGCUUUAAGUCCUUUGUGUCUCAGGUCAAUUCCGAAACUUUUAUUUCACUACUCCCCCAUUUUUGGUGGGGGGCAGGAAGGGGAGAGGGAGCACAAUGGAAAACAUAUUCAGAUUGAAAAGGUUUUAAAGGAAUUACUUACUUGCUCCCAUAGUUAGUGUUUUUACUAAAUGCAGAGUAUCACAUUCAUACAUACCCUGCUCCUUGGGACCACUGCUAACGAAAGAGCAAUCUUUACAGUCAUUAUCAUAGGAAGCAGGGAGGUAGAGACAACUGUCUACCAAACCCCUCACAGCUCAGGCAGAUUCGUCCUCUACUGGCCAUUACUACUCAGUGUGUGUUCCUAUAAGAGACCCACUGUAGCCCUUCUACAUUUUCCCGUCAAAAAGAAUCAGGCUUUUACUGGGGGCGGGUGCCUGGUGGCGUGGGAAAGUUGAACCUAAGUUCUCAUGAAACAGCCUCUCUUCCACUUACUGGCUUUAGCGUAGAAGAAGAGCAGGAAAAUGCCUAGGCCAGGAAGCUUCAUUUUAUGUUUUUUUGUUUGUUUUUUGUCCCCUAGAUUGUAGGGUCACUUGAAUGAGGCAAAGCAUCCUACUAUUAAUGGAAAAGAGAUACUCCUUCAGCACACGUUUUCACUGCUAUGAUGGUGCUGUUGGACAUGCUUUCUCCUUCCGUGUGUUAUGCCAGGAAACCCACUACCAG